Molecule: messenger RNA, 5686 nt
Organism: Acipenser ruthenus (sterlet)
Lineage: Eukaryota; Metazoa; Chordata; Actinopteri; Acipenseriformes; Acipenseridae
Product: potassium voltage-gated channel subfamily A member 3-like
Exons: 4
Coding region: 260-1825 (521 amino acids)
Biological process (GO): potassium ion transmembrane transport; protein homooligomerization
Cellular component (GO): voltage-gated potassium channel complex; membrane
Molecular function (GO): protein binding; delayed rectifier potassium channel activity
Source: RefSeq, a predicted model, not a curated record
GAUUGGGCGAUGGAAAAAUAGUGUGCCAAGCGUUCGCGCACGGUGGGCGGGAAUUGGGUUGUUUAUAAACCCGGUGAGCGCGCCGUGGGCGGGAAUAUAAGACGGUGAAACUGAAGUCAGACAGAGAGAGAGAGAUAGAGAGAGAGAACGAACAGGAGAGAGAAAGGAGGACGCGGCGACAGAAGCAGCGGUGGCUGGAGCUCACUGGAGCUUGUAGGAGGAAGCGCGGCGUCCCCUGCCCCUCCAUUCCAGCACCUGUAUGGAGGACCACCUCAGCCUCCUUCACUCGCCUCCGCCUUCUUCUACCAAGCAUGGCAAAAACAACAACAUCAUAAACCCCGGUUACACCGAGGCCGAGCAGGACACCAUGACAGUGGUCACAUGUGACAACAUGCUGGAGGAAACGGCAGGGCUCCCGGGACACCACUCCUUGGACCGCUACGAGUCAGGAAACGAGUGCUGCGAGAGGGUGGUCAUCAACAUCUCGGGUCUGCGCUUCGAGACUCAGAUCAAAACUUUAUCCCAGUUCCCCGAGACCCUGCUUGGGGACCCCAAGAAGAGGAUGCGCUACUUUGACCCCCUACGAAACGAAUACUUCUUCGAUAGGAACAGGCCCAGUUUCGAUGCCAUUCUGUAUUACUAUCAAUCCGGCGGGCGUAUCAGGAGACCCGUUAAUGUCCCCAUUGACAUUUUCUCUGAAGAAAUCAGGUUUUAUGAACUUGGAGAGGAAGCUAUGGAGAAAUUCCGUGACGACGAAGGGUUUAUCAAAGAGGAAGAGCGCCCUUUGCCUACAAAUGAGUUCCAACGGCAGGUGUGGCUAUUGUUUGAAUACCCGGAGAGCUCAGGGCCAGCCAGGGGCAUCGCUAUAGUUUCUGUGCUGGUCAUUUUAAUCUCCAUCGUUAUAUUUUGCCUGGAAACCUUGCCCGAGUUCCGGGAUGACAAGGACUACCGCGGUCCUCUAGAGCCGGUGAUAAAUGGAACCUCCCCUUACCUGAGCAGCACUUUCACAGACCCCUUCUUUGUGGUGGAGACGCUCUGCAUAAUCUGGUUCUCCUUUGAACUGCUGGUGAGGUUUUUUGCUUGCCCCAGUAAAGCCACCUUUUCCAAAAACAUCAUGAACAUCAUAGACAUCGUGGCUAUCAUCCCCUAUUUUAUCACCCUGGGUACGGAACUGGCCGAGCGCCAGGGGAACGGGCAGCAGGCCAUGUCCCUGGCCAUCCUCCGGGUCAUCCGGCUGGUGCGCGUCUUUCGGAUCUUCAAGCUGUCCCGGCACUCCAAGGGGCUGCAGAUCCUGGGGCAGACCCUCAAGGCCAGUAUGCGGGAGCUGGGGCUGCUGAUCUUCUUCCUUUUCAUCGGGGUCAUCCUCUUCUCCAGCGCGGUCUACUUCGCAGAAGCUGACGACCCUUCGUCUGGCUUUAGCAGCAUCCCUGAUGCUUUCUGGUGGGCCGUGGUAACCAUGACAACCGUCGGCUACGGAGACAUGCACCCGGUCACCGUCGGAGGGAAAAUAGUCGGGUCACUGUGUGCAAUUGCUGGGGUGUUAACCAUUGCCUUGCCUGUGCCAGUUAUUGUCUCCAACUUUAACUAUUUCUACCACCGGGAGACGGAGGGCGAGGAGCAAGCGCAGUACUUGCGCGCUGGCAGCUGUGAGCACCUAUCCUCUGAAGGGGAGCUCAAAAAGGCUCCCAGCACUUCUUCUUUGAGUAAAUCGGAAUACAUGGUGGCGGAGGAAGGGCUGAACAGUGCAUUCAAACAGCCUUUCACAAGCAGCAACUGCACCCCAAACAACUGCGUGACCGGCAAAAAGAUCUUCACCGACGUUUAAAAACGAGCGUAACAGGAAUAAGCUUUCUUAAAAACAAUACUACUGCUACUAUGAGUAAUCGUGACGUGUCAGUGCAGUUAUGUUGUGUGGAGGCGACGUCAUAGGUGUAGUAAACGUGUCUGCUUCGUGGUCAAGUUCAUUCGCGCUAGAAUAACUACAUAGACUCGAGGAUUUUGCUAGUUCAUAAUUAGGAUCUGUUAUCACUGUGAGCAAUCCAGUAACGUCGGCUUUCUGUUGGUUUCUUUUUAAUGGCCGAGGCGCUGUGUGUUAAUUCAAACCGUAGCCUAAUGUUGAAAUUGCGUAUUUAGUCUGUAGAAAGCGUAUCUGUGAGAAAAAAAAGUAUUUCAAUGAAAAACAACGCAAAAGAUAAUUGUGCGUAAGUAAAACAAGUAAGCGAUAAUAGAUAUGUGUUUAUUACAAUAGUGUGAGCUCUGUGAUUUAUUAAUGUUAUAAAAUGCUGGAUUGUUAAUUGGGAAAGACAAGUCGUGUAUUUCAACAAAACUGAAAUAUAAGGACAGACGAGCCCAAAACCUCCGAACCUGAAAUGGAGUUCGUUAAAUACUGUAUCUUCAUUUGCCUCGUAAAAUGAAUUAUAAUGAUCGUAUCACUAUUUACAUGAAGCACAUCUAUUUUUGUACGCCGUCGUCAUGUGGAUACAUGUUUCUGAAUGAACAGACUGAUUUUCAAACAGGGAAUACUAUACAAAAAACAACAGGCUGUGUCAUUCACUCGGGACACGUAUUUGGAUCUGAGGUGAACGUCUCAAGAAUAAAGAUGAGUCAAAUCAAAGGACUUCAUGCGGAUGCUACUAAUUCUGCCUGGAGCCCUGUAGUCACCAUAGCAACCACCGUUUCCCAGGCAACCCCAUCUAAUGUUGCCAUGGGAUCCCUCUGCGUUUCCACGGCAACCUCCCAGAUGGUUCUAAAGCCUUCCAAAUAAAGAGCAAGCCGCUGUGCAGAAAAAAACACAGGCUUGUCAGCGAGAGAAAGGGAUCAAUCUGACAAAAAAAUAAAUAGCAAUGUCAUUAAAAAAAUAAAUAAAUACAAUUCCUUUUAGAUGUACACAGACAGACGGCUGUGCAUUGAAUACAACGUGGCCCCUCUAAUUAGAUACUAUUGGCCUAUAUAUUGAACUAUGUUAGAUACACGCCCUCAUUGUAUAGCCCUUUACAAAAGUAACUUCCACGUGAAACCCAACACCAGUACACGUCACGUAGGCAUGGCCAUAUCUAAACACAUCAGAUUGAGACGCGAAACGACGGGAGAUUAAAUCCGCGAGUCCUCCUAAAAACAAGAACGCGUACAAACAACCAUUCUAUCAACCCAGAAUACCCCCCCCCCCCCCCCUCCCCCCUCAACAAGAACACCACUGGGAGGAUGGGACCGUGAAAAGAAAGUCACCUGCGUUACUUCAAUCUACCACCAGGGAGUGCUAUUCACCGCCACAUGGGGAAGUGCCUGGAAAGACCAAGAGUACACGGGUUCAAGCCCAACGCAGUCCACAUCAGUACAGGUUUUGGUACAGUAGGAGACUCCUAGUAAACAAGGUAUUUUGAGCACCACCCUGAAGCACAUAUCAAAGCCCUGGUACUCGCACCUAUAGUGAGUAAUAUUUGAAUGAAGUGGGUGUGCAGGGCUGCGUUCUGGCUGUGUGAAAUCGUUGAUCCACAGGGAGCCACCAGACACCUGGGGAAGUCCAGCAGACACCUGCAGGGCUGGCCUUGUCCUCCAGGGGGUGCUAUCCCCUGUGGCGCUCCUGGGUGUAAAGUGGCAGUUGGCUUGUUGGUGGAUCGCUGCGGUGAGGGAACACAGCUACACAUUCUCAGUGGGGGUUGAUAAAAACGCGGGUGAAAUAAUAGGCUAGCCUUUGCUUCUAAUCAAGUCCCGUUGCGUUGUGUCAGGAUAAAACAGGCUUCUUCUGAAUGAGUGCCACAUGAAGCCACUCUGAAGCUCAACAGGGAACAGCUGAGAAUGGGAUUGAGACUUGGCUGUUCCACCGUGCUCUCGGCACAUGGAGUUGAUUAUAAUAAUCCUGGGUUACAAUGUAUUCCAGGAGGCUUGCUUCCCUCCCAGAAUGAAAAUCGAUGUGAAGAGAAUAUUAAUAAGAGCUGGGCCGGGUAUUUCGAGGCACCAGAUGUUCUUGAGUAAUGAAAGCAUCCCGGGCCCCUGCAGGACCGGUUUAAUGUGACCGCUCCCACAAUGAAGCUGGUUCUAGCUCAAGGCAGUGGACUGAUUUUAAAAGAAGAUUUACAAAAAGAGAUCGAGAGAUGCCAGCUCACAAGCAACAGCUGCAUUACCUGACCUCUCUGCCUUCAACGCCAAGCCUGUGGCAGUUACUCAGCUCCUGAAUACAGCACGAGACGUGACUCUUGAGAGAGAGAGAGGAGGGACGUCUCCAGCGACAGGCACAGACUGCCUUUUCACACAGCGCCUAUCCCACACCCUGACGGCAAGCCGUGUAGAAGAGAAGUGAGCCUCUUCAUGUGAAUCUGCCAAUGUUCUGUCACUACCUUGUUAUUUGAAUGAGUGGUCUUUGACCGUACGGGCCCAUGAUAAUGCUGCUGUUGCCGGGCAGCGCUCUGUACUGUAGAGCACUCCGAGCACUCUGUAUAGUGCACUGGGAUUCUUUGAGAGAAUCUCACAUUUGUAGCAACGGACGAUAAAAACAGGAAACCAAAAUCGUGACUGCAUGAACAGAGCUGGCUAGGAUUGCAUUUCUUUCCACCUUUAUUUUUGUAAUUAGUUUUAUUUUUUAUGACAUGUAAUGGGCUGGCUUGUCGGUUCAGUAAGCUGGGCCUAUGAAUACAGAUUGCUGCUCAAUUGCUUCUGUAAAUGGUUACGACUGUUUUGUACGGAAUAAAAGUGCUGUUAGUGUGUUCUGGUUCUGAGUGGCGUGACAGGCGGGGAGUCGAUGGUUUAUUAGUGUUGCUGUUGUGUGUAAAGGUCUGGGAACAGCCAGUGAAUUUCAGUCAUCAUUCUGAAGAUCAUUUCUUUCAAAACGAAGCUAACAGCAGCUAGCGACACCGACACUAGAAGAAGAAAAGGCUGUCAAGUUAGACAGACUGCAAGUGUCUUCAAAGGAAAUGCAGCCAACUAAAAUAGCAUGGCGGGGGGGUGACCACCGCUGUAUUGACAGUGUUAUGGCAGGUUGUUCUCGUGGUCUGCCUCCUCCCCAGGUUCCUACACGGAGGGCAGCACUGAUAGGAAUGAACGAACGCUGUGUGUGUGUGUGUGUGACCCUGGGGAGCGUUCUCAAGAGCAGAUCCAGGGAUGGGAGCCAUUAGGUGACACAAGCAUACAAGCUGAUCAAAAUGGGUUCAGUAUCAAAGUCAUGGUAGGCAGCAGAGCUCUCUCAUGCAAAAUCUGUAAAAGAUUGCUUCAAUGAUUUCAGCCAUUUAGAGUGCUUAAUCCAUAUGUAGGGUGUGGGUUUACUGUAUAUUAACUGAUUAUUAGCUAAAUAAAACUGAUCAUUUGUUAAAAAAAAAAUCUAGUCGGAUUUCUGAAGAAAUAUUCAGUUAUAAAGCAUCAUUCUGAGAAGGUGCUAUGAAUCCUACACUGCGUGCAGUUCAGAUAAAGAGCGAUCGAAUUAUGUGGCCAGGAUGGUACAAAUUCUUAAACUGAAAAGUUCACAGAAAGCCAUUUAAAAAAAAGCCAUUAAAAUGGCAAGCUUCUCGCACCUCAGAAUAGCGGCUGGUGAUUUUUCGCUGGAGCUUGAACAAUACUUUCUUUGUCUCCUAUCACAGCAAUCUGUUAUACAGAAAAUUGCAGCAACGAGAAUGGAAUCGAUAAAUGGUCAUUCAGCUUGGCUGCGUGCUAUUUGAGAACCACUGAAAUUGGACUGUGUGCUUUUCUGGUGCUAUAA